Messenger RNA from Saccostrea cuccullata (small rock oyster), 966 nucleotides. RefSeq lists its product as uncharacterized. The record is from RefSeq and is a predicted model, not a curated record. Gene Ontology annotation, cellular component: extracellular region. Lineage: Eukaryota; Metazoa; Mollusca; Bivalvia; Ostreida; Ostreidae. The coding region runs from base 1 to 966 and encodes 321 amino acids. The transcript has 3 exons.
AUGGACUCCUACAAGAAGAGAAAUCUCCCUGACAGAAGGAAAUCAACACUGGAUUCUGUUACGGAUAGAAACCACAGGAAAAAAAAUCAAAUGAUGCCUAGAUUAGUGUUAGAGAAAUCUUUCAGAGUGACUGGUGUUACUGGGUGUAAUCACGUUUCCCAUAUAUCUUCUGACCGGGUCUGGAUCUCUGAUGAUAAAGGCCAUCUAGUCCUGUCAAACGCUGCAGGUGAAGAACUACAUCGUGUUACAGAUAUAACUACAUUUGAUGGUGGAGUACACACUGUGACAAGUGACGGCGAUUUAAUUUAUAUAGACAGGAAUGGUAACAUUAACAAACUGUCUAAAGAUAACAAAGUAAAGACUGUAUUAAUACCAUACAACACAUUAAUACCGUAUAACAGAUUCACAUGGGGACCACAGUGUGUCUACAGCUCCCCCUCCACUGGAGACCUGCUGGUCGGCGAGAUGUAUGUUGACUAUACAAUGAAAGGCCAAGUAAACCGUUACACUAACACAGGACAACACAUACAGACCAUGCAGCACGACAACACAGGUCAGAGACUGUGUAUAAAACCUAUCUAUAUCACAGAGAACUGCAAUGGAGAUGUUAUUGUGUCUGACUAUUACCGUGGUGUAGUGGUGACGGAUCGUGGAGGUAGACAUCGAUUCACCUACAGAGGUCCUACAUCAGGAUCAGGACUAGCACCACGUGGAAUCUGCACUGACGCGCUGUCACACAUCCUGGUGUGUGAUCUUACCACCUUGUCAGUACAGAUCCUGGACAGUUACCAGCGACUCCUGUCACAGGCAGACACACAACAACACGGGAUAGACGUACCAUGGAGCAUGAGUUAUGAUGAAAGAACUCAGUUACUCUUGGUUGGAUCAAGGAUCAACAGCACAGUAAACAUCUAUAGACUUGUUUAUGGAGACUCUCUGACUUACUUAUCUAUAGAGACUCUCUGA